CUUUUGAUCCUUUGAUCAAUCGUAAACUAAUAUCACAAACUCCUCCACGACCAAUUCGGCUUUUGUCAACGCAAGAAUCCAUUGAUGAAAUGCUGAAUAUGUUUAAAAGCCUUAACUCGAUAUGCGAAAUAAUUGAUUACAAGUCGGCAACUAGUUUAACGAAAUUUUUGACGUACUAUGCCGCGCAGCAGCCACCACCUUGCGCCUUUUCUAGGUCAUUAUUACAGUCUACUGUUUGCACCGAUAAUCGAAUUCUUGGCAAAAUAUCGAUAUACCAAUUAGUGAAAGAUUCUGUAACAGAAUUGACAAAUCCACCAUAUAUUUUUUUCGCAUCCAAAAAUGAAAUGGAAUUAAUGUCUAACGGUGCACGAGUUGAUGAAACGAAAUAUAAAAUAUCAAAGUUAACACAUACAUUUGUUGAUAGCGCUAUGAAA
Molecule: messenger RNA, 434 nt
Organism: Scutellospora calospora
Lineage: Eukaryota; Fungi; Glomeromycota; Glomeromycetes; Diversisporales; Gigasporaceae
Source: the annotation of a GenBank genome assembly